AUGGCUCCAAAAAGACACCUUGGCCUUGGAAAAGCCGCCAAAGUCAAGAAACAAAAAACAGAAUCAGAAGAACCCGCACCCUCAGAAGUUUCCGAGGACAAAAAUGAACUUACCGUGGAAAUGGACGAAGAAGUUGACGCAAACGAUGCAGUAGGCCAACUUGUGGCCUUAUGGAGAACCUUUUUGCUGAGCGAGGAAAAAAAAGAAUUGAUGUUGAACGGAAUUAUCCAUGAAUGUGACCGUCUUUUGAGAAAAAAACACAACAGUGGUGAAACUUCUGGUAAAGAUGCGGACGACGAGAUCAUCGAUCUUAAUGGUCAGUUCCAUGCCAUUUAUGCUCAGGCACUUUCAUCAUUAGCAUUCUUCCAUACAGAAGAGGAGGAUAAGGUUGCCCAGUUUUUUACAGCUGCAAGUGAACGGAUCCAAGCUGGCCGUGAGCAAUAUCCGGAGUCUAUUGAGUUGCUCUUUGGCGAGGCUCGUAUUUUGAUGAAUAGAAUUCCCUUGGUGGAAGUCAGUCAGUUGACCUUGGACAGCAAAAUUAGCAAAAAACACCCGGAAGUGGCCAAAUCACUUGAUCACAGUCUUUCCAAGUGGGAGGAGGCUGUUUCCAUGGCCGAAACGAGACAAGAGUAUAAACAUUUCAACUUGGAGAACUUGGACUUCUUGCAAGCCUUAGAUGAUUUCCUCGAUAUGAGUGAUAACUUUGGCAAAGUGCAUAUGGAGGGUGAAGAUAGUGAUGACGAAGAUGAUGAAGAUAAACAAGUGGACUUGGCUCCUACACAUCCACUCCACUCCGUGAGAGAACUGGACAAGUACAAUCAAUGGUGGAGAGAACAUAGUGUGAGAUUUUUGAAGAACUUGGACUUGCAGAGCAAGCCUCCUGCUGAUUUGAGAAGAGAGUUGUGCAAGCGUCUAGGUCAGUCAUAUCUCAUGGAAGCAGAGAUUCCAUCGAGUGUUUUCACCACUUUGACAUACUACUCCAAGGGUCAGAAGGAGAUCAACGGACUCACUAAGGAACAGGCACAGAAAAUCAGUCAGGAGCUCUUCAAUAGUGCUUUGAAGUACUUGAAAGACGCUCAGGAUGAACAAGAUCCAGAUACAUGGGCCAAUGUUGCUGAGGCGAUGAUCUCGUUGGCUAAUACCCACGAUCUUGAAAGCAAAGAGCAGGAGUCCAUCUACAAAGAGGCAGAGGACAUCUUAACACGGGCCAAUAAUGCUACCAAUGGCAAGUACGAUGAUAUUUUGGAAAACUUGUUGCUGAACUAA
This is a messenger RNA of Sungouiella intermedia, 1266 nucleotides long. The record is from the annotation of a GenBank genome assembly. Lineage: Eukaryota; Fungi; Ascomycota; Pichiomycetes; Serinales; Metschnikowiaceae.